This is a messenger RNA of Frankliniella occidentalis (western flower thrips), 4468 nucleotides long. It is a transcript of the gene Cand1, whose product is annotated as cullin-associated NEDD8-dissociated protein 1. Bases 203 to 4012 code for a protein of 1269 amino acids. Lineage: Eukaryota; Metazoa; Arthropoda; Insecta; Thysanoptera; Thripidae. Gene Ontology annotation, biological process: SCF complex assembly; protein ubiquitination. Gene Ontology annotation, cellular component: nucleus. The transcript is spliced from 21 exons. The record is from RefSeq and is a predicted model, not a curated record.
GUGACGUGAUGUGUAGUUGUGUGAGUGAACAACAAGGGGUUGUGUAGAAGUCGUCAAACGAGACCCUCAGAAGGCGUUUUGGAUCCAGCAGCAGCCGCAAGAAACUGUGAAAAGCCGGUUUCUGAGGAACAUUUUACACCACUUGUGUACCGCUUUGCGGAUUAUUUUGUCUACUGUCGUUCCUUUCCUCAGAGCCUAAAAAAUGGCGAGCGUUUCGUAUCAGAUUGCGAAUUUGUUGGAGAAAAUGACAUCAAGCGACAAAGAUUUUCGCUUCAUGGCAACAAAUGAUUUAAUGUCAGAACUCCAAAAGGAUAGUAUUAAACUGGAUGAUGAUUCUGAACGUAGGGUGGUAAAGAUGCUUCUUCGACUUCUAGAAGACAAAAAUGGUGAAGUGCAGAAUUUAGCUGUAAAAUGUUUGGGCCCAUUAGUUAACAAAGUGAAGGAAUAUCAAGUGGAAACCAUUGUGGAUAGUUUGUGCUCCAAUAUGAUAUCUGAGAAAGAACAGCUUCGUGACAUCUCAAGCAUUGGUCUAAAAACAGUUAUCAGUGAACUGCCACUGACAUCCAGUUCUCUGGCAUCUAACGUAUGCCGCCGCAUCACAGGCAAACUUAGCAAUGCCAUUGAGAAACAAGAAGAUGUUUCUGUUCAGUUGGAAGCUCUGGAUAUUUUGGCUGAUCUACUGUCACGAUUUGGAUCACUCCUUAUCCCUUUCCACCAACAGAUACUGCAUGCUCUGCUCCCACAACUCUCCUCUCCUAGGCAGGCUGUUCGCAAGAGGACAAUUGUGGCCUUGAGCCAUUUGGUUAUGUCUUGUAACCAAAUGCUGUACACUACUUUGAUUGAUUUUCUCUUAGAACAGCUUUCCAAAAACUCAUCAACUUCCACGACUCGCACAUACAUUCAAUGUAUUGCUUCUCUCUGUCGGCAGGCUGGACACCGUUUUGGUGAGCAUAUUGAAAGAGUGAUGAAUUUGUUAGUAAAGUACAGCCAGGAAGAAGAUGAUGAACUAAGAGAGUACUGUCUGCAGGCAUGUGAAGCAUUUGUGCAUCGAUGCCCCAAGGAAAUAACACCUCACAUUCAUUUGAUUGUGAAGUUGUGUUUGAAAUACAUUACUUAUGACCCCAACUAUAAUUAUGAUGAUGAUAAUGGAAUGAUGGAUGAUGAGGCCAUGGAAACAGAGGAAGAUGAUGAUGAUGACAAUGAUGAAUAUUCAGAUGAUGAUGAUAUGAGUUGGAAAGUUCGCCGGGCUGCUGCUAAAUGUUUGGAAGCAGUCAUAGCUACCAGACAUGAGCUCCUGGCUGAGUUCUAUAAGACUGUCAGCCCUGCACUCAUUGCACGCUUUAAAGAACGUGAGGAAAAUGUGAAGAGCGACAUCUUCCAUGCCUAUGUUGCCCUUCUUAAGCAAACCAGGCCUACUGCUGUGAACAUGGACCCAGAUAGUAUGGAGCAGGAAGAAGGUCCUCUUUACCUUCUACAAGCUCAGAUUCCUGCCAUUGUGAAGGCUGUGCAACCUCAAAUGAAAGAAAAGAGCAUUAAAACUCGCCAAGACAGUUUUGCCUUGCUAAAGGAACUGACUGUAGUUUUACCAGGGGCUCUGACAAAUCACAUUGCAUCCCUUCUUCCAGGCAUCCAGUAUUCAUUGGGUGAUAAGAAUUCUAGUAGCAAUAUGAAAAUUGACACAUUGGCAUUCCUGAAUUGUCUCUUGACUACACACACUCCUGAGACAUUCCAUGGCUUUAUGAAUGUUCUUGUUCCUCCCAUUAUCACUGCAGUUGGUGAUUCGUUUUACAAGAUUACAGGCGAGGCCUUAUUGGUCCUGCAACAGCUUGUAAAAGUCAUAAGACCUCUUGAACCACGGAGCAGUUUUGAUUUCACUCCAUUUGUAAAUGAUUUGUACCAGUGCACGGUUGUGAGACUAAAAGCUGCUGAUAUUGACCAGGAAGUGAAGGAGCGUGCAAUUUCAUGUAUGGGACAAAUACUGUGCAAUUUGGGUGAUCAUUUACAGGCUGAAUUACCAACAUGUUUGCCUAUUUUCUUGGAUCGUUUGCGUAAUGAGAUAACUCGAUUAACUACUGUGAAGGCCCUAACAAAGGUUGCAGCCUCUCCUUUGCAUAUUGACCUUUCUCCAAUUAUUUUGGACGCUGUUCCUGUACUUGGUUCAUUCUUGCGGAAGAAUCAAAGAGCCCUUAAACUCGCCACGUUAACUCUCCUUGACACAUUUGUGAAGAACUAUGGUUCAGCUUUGAAUAUCACACUACUGAAUGCUGUGAUUGUUGAGCUGCCACCUCUCCUCAGUGAGGCUGAUUUGCAUAUUGCACAGUUGACGCUUCUUCUACUCACUUCAAUUGCUCGACUUCAACCUCAAGCCCUGUCUUUUGUAGCAAAUGCUAUUUUACCUGAAACAUUGAAUCUAGCAAAGUCACCUCUUCUUCAAGGAGCUGCAUUAUCUUCAAUGUUGGAGUUCUUCCAGGCCCUUGUUGCUGCCAAUUUACCUGGGUUGGGUUACAGAGAUCUACUUCAGCUGCUCAUGGCUCCAAUCACUGUAAACAGCAGCAGUCCCACUGUAUCAGCUACUCCAACAUUGCACAAGCAGGCAUUCCAUUCUCUUGCAAAAUGUGUUGCUGCACUGACAGUGACAUGGAAACCGGAGGCUAUAAUGGUUGUUGAGCAAUUCCUGGGAGAUGUUAAUGGUCAACGUUCUGACUCUCAGCAUAUAUUUGCUCUUCUAGUAAUUGGAGAAAUUGGUCGUCACAUUGAUCUUUCUGGCAUACAACACCUUAAACAAGUAAUUUUGAACUCCUUCUCACACCCUUCGGAAGAAGUUAAGUCUGCUGCUAGUUAUGCUCUAGGCAGCAUUGCAUUGGGUAAUCUCCAGGAAUUUCUUCCCUUCGUGUUACAAGAGAUUGAUGCUCAGCCUAAGAGGCAGUACCUCUUGCUUCAUUCACUUAAGGAGGUCAUCUCUUGUCAAUCAACAUCUUUGGCUGGAGUUCAACAGUUGCAGCCAUUCGUCCCUGCAAUUUGGCAGCAACUCUUUCGGCAUUGUGAAUGUGCUGAAGAAGGCACAAGGAAUGUUGUCGCGGAAUGUUUAGGGAAACUGACUCUCAUAGAUCCAGAGAACUUACUGCGCCGCCUUCAAGAAUCAUUGAACUCCCCUUCAGCCCUAAUGAGAACAACAGUUGUGACUGCUGUUAAAUUUACUAUUUCAGACCAGCCUCAAGCCAUUGACCCCUUAUUGAGGCAGUGCAUUGGCCAGUUCCUCAGUACCCUUCAAGACCCAGAUCUAAAUGUGCGACGGGUUGCUCUUGUAGCUUUCAACUCAGCAGCCCACAAUAAACCAUCCCUUGUCAGAGAUCUUCUGGAUACCGUUCUUCCUCACCUAUAUAGUGAGACUCAAGUUAGAAAAGAGUUGAUUCGAGAAGUUGAGAUGGGUCCUUUCAAACAUCGAGUAGAUGAUGGUCUGGAUAUUCGUAAGGCAGCUUUUGAGUGCAUGUAUACUCUGCUGGAUGCAUGCCUUGAAAGACUGGAUGUAUUUGAGUUUCUCAACCAUCUCGAGCAUGGAUUGAAGGAUCACUAUGACAUCAAAAUGCUAACCUAUCUUAUGGUUGCCCGUUUAGCGCAACUUUGCCCUACUGCUGUUCUUCAAAGGUUGGAGAGAUUAGUUGAGCCUCUGAGAAAUACUUGCACUAUGAAAGUAAAUCCUAACUCAGUGAAACAGGAGUUUGAAAAACAGGAUGAAUUAAAGAGAUCUGCCCUCAGAGCUGUUGUUGCUCUCUUGACCAUCCAGGAUGCAGGUAACACAAUUGCUUUCUCUCAUUGUUUUGGAACUUUAAAUAUCAAAAGUAGUUCAAAUUGUAAUUUAUUUGUUUGCUUUUACCCUUCAGACAAAAAUCCCAAUUUGACAGAAUUUGUUACUCUGAUCAAAAGUACUCCUGAGCUGCAGAAUGUUUUUGAAACUAUUCAAAAGGAUAGUUCUGUUUCAAGUCAAGACUCAAACCAAAUGGAUUUGAGUUGAACUUAACGUUCUUUUCAUUGUGAUCUAAUGAUAAGUUGUAAGGAAAUCACCAAAAACUUUCUACUCUGGAAAUUUACUUCAAGUGACCAUUAACCUAUGUCCAAUUUCUUAACCUUACCUCUAUUACUUGGAUCUGGUUGGUUUUAUCUCAUCAUUUUGUGAUCGUAAAUGUUCACCUGACUGUCUUCAGUAACAAACAAAACAACUAAAAGUUGUUAGCAAGGAGUAAUUCUUUUUUUUUUUUUUUUUUGCUAAGUAAGUUUCCCUGAUCAUUUUAGGAAGUCUAUGUGAUUAUAGGUUUUAAUAUGGUAAAGUUUUGAUAAUUUAUAAUUGUGUGUUAACUCUGUAUAUUUGAAGUCAGGGAAUUGAACUUAAAUAAGAUGAAAUAUCAGAUAAACUGAUAUUGUCUGUCAACAAAUAAUCAAAAAUAAAAGUUUUUCAUUUGAACCAGCAGAA